Molecule: messenger RNA, 318 nt
Organism: Plasmodium reichenowi
Lineage: Eukaryota; Apicomplexa; Aconoidasida; Haemosporida; Plasmodiidae
Product: flavoprotein, putative
Exons: 1
Biological process (GO): coenzyme A biosynthetic process
Cellular component (GO): phosphopantothenoylcysteine decarboxylase complex
Molecular function (GO): phosphopantothenoylcysteine decarboxylase activity; FMN binding
Source: RefSeq, a predicted model, not a curated record
AUGAAUAUUUUAUUUGGUAUCAGUGGGAGUAUAGCAGCAAUUAAAACGAAUGAAAUUGUUGAGAAAUUAAAAGAUGAGUGUAAAUUAAAUAAUAUACUAAUCGAUAUUAGAUUUGUUGCAACGAAUAUUGCUUACGAAAAAUUUUUAAAAGAUUUUAAUAACAAGGUUUAUUUAGAUAAAGAUGAAUGGUUAUGGGAAAAAAGAGGAGAUGAUAUUUUACAUAUAGAAUUAAGAAAAUGGGCUGACAUAUUUAUCUUAUGUCCAUUAGAUGCUAAUACGUUGGCAAGUAUAUCAAACGGCCUCUGUCCAAACCUUUUA